GGGGUUUUUAAUUGUAAUAACAUUUUGGGGGGUUUAUCAGAGAAUUUGUGACUUUUUAAUCGGAGAAAACUGACCUAGCAAGUUCAGUGGAGCUUCUCAGAUUGGCCUGGCUUUCCACCUACACACAGCUCGAUGUGACUCUAAUUUUGUGCUGUGGAGGAUUUUCCCAUUUAUGUCCUGUUUGUUCACUUUGAGUCCCUAAUGAGUUUGCCUUUAGAAGGCAGUAUUGUAUCAGGGAUUGUAUCUUUGAUGUGUAGUUGGCAGCAGAUGUUUGCAAGGCUUAUAUUUAAUCAAUCGUAUAACCCGCGAAUCCAACAUCCCAGGGACGUGCUAGCCUGCACUUUCUGCCAAAGGCUCUCGGGGCCGGAUCUUUAAUAAUGAUGUCAUUCCAGCUCAGCAAGCAUGUCCCUUCUACACGGCUCUGUGCCUGGUUCUCGCUGCAGGUGAGGCCUGUAUUCGGGCUUUGCAAAAGUGAAACUAACAGUGUUCUGGAUUCAGCCGGCAGCCAUGGCCGCAGGAAACCCUGUACAAAGGCUCCAGGAGGAAGCUAUUUGUUCCAUCUGCCUCGAAUAUUUCAGGGAACCGGUCACGUUGGACUGCGGGCACAAUUUCUGCUUAGCCUGUCACCCAGUGCUGGGAGGCAUCAGAUAAAAGCACUUCCUGCCCUGAGUGCAGAGAAAUCAUUCAGCAGAGAAACUUCAGGAAAAACAAGCAGCUGGCUAAUAUUGCUGAACUAGCCCAAAAGCUAAGUUUGCAGGUAGCUGAGGAAUCAGGAAAAGCAUAGAGGUUGUGUGAAAAACAUCAAGAGCCCCUGAAACUCUUUUGUGAGGAGGACCAGACUUCCACCUGCUUAGUCUGUCAUGUCUCCAGGGCUCACAGGGACCACAGAAUGGUGCCAGUGGAGGAAGCUGUGCAGGAGUACAAGGAAAAAAUUGAGACUCAGCUAGUGAUUCUCAGGAAAGAAAGACUGAAGCUUCAGAAGUUUAUAGUGAAGAAAGAAAAUGUACACCAGAAAUAUUUGAAUCAUGUACAAGCUAAGAGGCAAAAGAUCACAAAUGAAUUUAAAGAACUGCACCAGUUUCUGGAGGAACAAGAACAAAUCCUGCUGGCCUUGGUGAGAGUGGUGGAAGAGGAGAUUGUGAAAGAACAGAAGGAUUUUGUCACCAGGCUCUUGGAGGAAAUAGCUGGCCUCAGUGAGCUGAUUAGUAAGAUAGAGGAGAAGUGCCAGCAGCCAUCGAGUGAGUUCCUGCAGGACAUUAGAGACACCUUGAGCAGGUAUGAAAAUGUCAAGUUUCAGAAAGCAGAGUUUUUUUCUAUAGACCUUCAAAAAAAAAUCCACAAUUUUGCUGAAACAUGCAAAACUCUAGAAGAUACAACAAUGAAAUUCAAAGAUCAUCUCUUGGAAGAAAUGGGAAAAAAUAGAGUGGACGUUAUUUUGGAUCCAGCAACAGCUCAUUCAAACCUAACCUGUCUGAAGAUCAGAGAAGUGUGGAAUACAAACAGGCAGAACAAACUCAGCCUGACAAUCCUGAGAGAUUCAGUUCUGCUCUGUGUGUGUUGGGCUCUGAAGGGUUUCUGGCAGGGAAACAUUACUGGGAGGUGGAAGUGGGAAAUCAGGAAGGCUGGACAAUUGGGACUGCUAGGACAUCAGUGAAGAGGAAGGGAUGGUUCUGUUUUAAACCUGAGGAAGGAGUUUGGGCUCUGAGGCAGCGCUGAAACCUUCUCCAAGCUCUCACCUCUCCUCGAGUCCUUUUGACUCUCACAAAGAGACCCACAAAGAUCAGAGUUUAUCUGGACUAUGGCAGGGGGCAGGUGUCAUUUUAUGAUGCUGAUAAUGGAACACCAAUCUUUACUUUCAAUGAUUCUUUCAAUGAAAAAAUCUUCCCUUUCUUUUCACUUUGGUCUCCAGGCACAUACAUUAAACCGUAUUCUUGAAAGGUAAUAAAUACAUUACAUAGGUUAUCAUUUGUCCUACUAUAGGAUAAGAUAUCAGUUUACUGAAGUGUACAUUUUAAAGAACCGUGUAAAAAGCUAACAUGCUGGAAUUAGUCUCUUGAACAUUAUUGCAGAAGAGAAUUUUAUAAUGCUUAACAGACAACCUAGAAGUGAUGUACCCAUUUCUCCUAUGAUGCUUGCUCCUUUGUUACAACUAAAGGAGCAAGCAUCAUAGAUUACAUAGUAAUAGUACCACGUAUGUAGCAUAAAUAUAAAUCAUUUUAAAUUCUGCCAUGUAUGGAGAGUAAUGGCUGCCAUCACUCCCCAGAAGUUCCAUUAGGAUUUUAUGAUGAGUCUUCCCUACAAACUGUCCAGUUAGCUCCCAGUUACUUCUACAGUUUAAAAGUAAUCCAUAAAAGAAUCAAAUGGAACAAUGGAGCUGAGAUAGAAAUGUGUUGCUCCUUUCAAAGGCUGGUCUUAGGCUACUCAUUUUGUGUUUUCAAAGAAAAAAGAACCCCAAGAAGCAAUUACUCAAUGGGUGUGUCUACAUGUGCAUUUAUGCUGGUUUAAAUUUAAUGUGCAGUAAAUUACUGCGUAGUAAGUGGGAAUAGGCCAGUGUCUACAUGUGCAGGCAUUAAAGCACAUCAAUGCUAUGUGUGGACUGACUUGGGACUGAAAUUAGUCCCAAAUCAGUCUACACACACAGUGUUACUGCGCAGUAAGGCGUCUACAUGUGUGUUACUGUGCAGCAAUUAACUGGGCAUAAAUUUGAUACCUGCAUAAUGCAGAUAUCAAAUUUAUGGCCAAGUCAGCAUAAAACACCAUAUUUACUGCACAGUACAGGUGCGCAUGUGUAGACAUUUGCCCAUAAUGCACAGUAAUUUCAGUUCCUGCACAGUAGAUGUGCAAUGUAGACACGGCCAUUGUGAAGUAGUUGUUCAGCAGCUGUUAAAAUAGUCUCAGAAAAAAGUGUGCCUUUGUAGGGAUCAGGUGUUGGUGGCACAAACCCAGGUUUGAUGAGGACUGCUCUAAAGCUAAAAAUUCCUUAAUAGUAGCCUUGAAGGAGUACAAGUCUAAAAAUGAGUGUCAGUUUCCAAUGGAUCAAAAAGAUUAUAUUAAAAUAAAAAAAACUUAUAGCUAGAAAGAAGAAACAGUAUCAAGGGAGGCUGUGGCAGUUGCAGGGAAAAAUUAAAGUUAAAAAAGUUUCUUAGCAGAUUAUAGCCAAAGGAACAAAAUAUAUAUAUAAUCAUAAUCCCUGAUGUGUAUAUUCCUGAAGAAAUAUAGAUUUUGUUUUUAAAACUAAGUUUAACAACUUACUUGCAUUUGCUAAGGAAAAAUUAUGACUGUCUGCUAAAGAAAAUUGUGUUUGUUAAAUAUCAAGCAGAUCACAGCCUCACCUUUGAAACUCAGGUAGGUCGUGCAUAUCCCUAUUUAGUAAUGGAAAGGCCCCUGACCUUGGUUUUAUGUCCCCAGAAAUCUUCAAGGAAUUUGCUGAUGGGUGGUGUCCAAUCUGACUCCCCAAAAUUGAUAUAAAUAUUUUACAAGGCAUCUAUCCUAAGUAUUGCACUGGAAAUAUAGUCCCAAGUUUUAAAAAUGAUGAGUGAGAGUCUGCAGGAUAUUGUCCAAUUAAUCGUAUGUGUGUUCUAGCCAAAAUAUUUGGAAAACAGUCAUCUACAUACAUGGAUCUCUGAUGAUAAGACAUUUUGAGAAAAGACCAGGCCAGUUGCAGAGAAGGCUAUUCUUGUAUGGGCCACUGCUUGGCGUUGUAUUAUCUGGUAUCAAAAUAUGUGAAAAAGACAAAAUCAUUUAUAUGUAGCCUUCAUAGAUUUAAAGGAGCUUUUGAUUCCUAAAAACAACUAAAAUUAUAGAAGAAACUGGCAGUAAUGUCACCAAAGCUUUCCUGGAAUUAAUCAUUGCUUACUAUUCAAAUAUAGCCUCUAGGGUGUGUUACCAGAUUGAGUUGUACCACCAGUACAUAUGACACUGUAUUUUAAUAUAUGUACCCUGUUUAUAAUCUCUGCUCCAUCAGAGUCCCCUCUCCAACUUGAUUGAUGUAAUAAUGUCACAUUCCUUUUAACCUCAACUCCAGUCCUAUAAACUCUACUGUGUCUGCUUUUCUUUAAGAAUAUGAACAAUUUUUCCUCUGUAGUAAUGGGAGUCACUUUGGAGCCUUGUUUUCAUGUCACUCUUUCCCAAUGGUCUCUCCCAGAAGAGGGUUCUGUGUAUGGUCCUGCUGGUUUUGUUUGCCUAUAUUGUCCUUAUUCUUUAUGUAUUUAAUAUCAAAGGUAAAUGGUGGGGUGGGAGACUCCCUUCAAUCUAGUGGGAAAGUUGGUUUAUUUUAAUAGCAAAGUGCCAGAUUUUUUAGUUUCUUACUGAUGAGCAUGUCUUCAAAAGAAGCCCCAUUGAAGUGAAUGGAGCUAUUCCUAUUAUUAAUGGUGGAAUUCAGUUUAGUUUUGGAGAAACCUAAGUGAUAGUCAAGUUUUAAAUGCCUAAGUUGCAAUUCAGUUUAAAUGGGAACUUGCUCAGGAUCACAGAAAUUAUCUGAGGUAGAGCAGGACUGGAACUUGCUACACUGAAUCUCAGGCCAAUGUGCUAACCCUUGUAUCACGCUCUUCAAUGUUUUUCAGUGAGUAAAACAUUUAGCCAAACUCUCAA
Alligator mississippiensis (American alligator) is the source of this 4590-nucleotide messenger RNA. Its product is annotated as E3 ubiquitin-protein ligase TRIM15-like. The coding region runs from base 890 to 1654 and encodes 254 amino acids. The transcript has 7 exons. The record is from RefSeq and is a predicted model, not a curated record. NCBI's taxonomy places the organism in Eukaryota, Metazoa, Chordata, Crocodylia, Alligatoridae.